Lottia gigantea (owl limpet) is the source of this 13450-nucleotide messenger RNA. RefSeq lists its product as hypothetical. NCBI's taxonomy places the organism in Eukaryota, Metazoa, Mollusca, Gastropoda, Lottiidae. Gene Ontology annotation, molecular function: dynein intermediate chain binding; ATP binding; minus-end-directed microtubule motor activity. Bases 1 to 12915 code for a protein of 4304 amino acids. Gene Ontology annotation, biological process: microtubule-based movement. The transcript is spliced from 76 exons. The record is from RefSeq and is a predicted model, not a curated record. Gene Ontology annotation, cellular component: dynein complex.
AUGCCUGGUGAUUCGAGAAAACAAUUUCUCCUUGCAACUGCUGCAAAUUAUUUCAGUUUGCCAAUAAAUGAUAAUGUAUUAGGAAGUCUACAGAAUUCAUCAGCACUCAAUAGCUUCCUUGAUGAUGGCAACUGUUCGGUUUUAUCGGCUUCUAAAGAUAAUAAAUCUGGACAGAGUUUCCAACUUUCUAACAAGGUUGAAUCAGGAGAAAGUAAAGAUAAUGUGAUAGUUUUCUUUAAAACUAAACCAGACGUACUGAAUCCUGACAAUAUUCAUAAAAAUGUCAUUGUAUCAUCCAUGGUAGACAGUCCUUUGAGUACCCUCUACCAUGCGGUUCAGAAAGUCUACGCUCCUAUUUUAUUAGAAGAUGGUAGAUGGAGUCGAGGACUAGACCCAAAAUUACAGAGUUUGUUAAGUGAAUUGGAAGCAGGAUUAGGAAGUACUAUCCGAAGAACUGAUCCUUCAUUCCGUGGAAAAGAUGGAUCCGAAGACAAUCUUGGAAAUAUUCUAUCUCCUAUGGAUGAGUUCAACUAUUGGUCUGAUGUGGCUCACAGUGGAAGAGGUGAAAGUAAAGAUAGAGCUCAGUGUUUUCUGGAUCUCUUUAAACCAAUCUCUAAAGAUUAUGGUGGAUUGGAGACCAUGCCAUUUCAAGAUGUGAUGGAAUUGGUGGAGAUAACUCAAGAUACAUUAGAUGAUAUCUGGAAGCAGGGAGAUUAUGACCCAUCCUACCCUGAAAAUAGAAUGAAACAUUUGAUGGAUGUUAUAGGUGGUUCAUUGGCUAGAUAUUGUCAGAAGAAACUGUCAGAAGAAGAUUUAUGGAAUGGAGUAUUUAGUCCAAUAAGAGAAGCCUUGAGAUCUGGUUUAACUAUCUGUGAACGUUGGGUAUCAGUUUGUGAGACUCUUACUCUUCAGUUCUGGAGGCGUUAUGCUCCUCAUUCAUGGAAGGGCGAGAAGUUUGUGCCUGAAAAUAUCAAAAAACUUGGUGAGAGAUUGGAAGAGAUACUAUCAUUGAGGACUGUUCAUGAGCAUAUUCUAAGAUUAUUAUCAUCAUCUGAACAGAAAGAUCUUCAAGUAACUGAUGCUUUUACACCCUUCCUGGGUCUAAAUCCCUUACAGUACAAUCCAUAUACCAAACCAUUAUGGGAUGCUGCUGUAGCUCAAUAUGAAAGAGCCAUGGGUCCUGCCGAACAGAAAAUAGCAGCUAAAUUAAGAGGACAGUUUAGAGGACUAGAUGGUUAUCCUCAACAGCUACUGAGAGAGUUCCAGAGAUAUAAAGCUUUGAUUAAAAGACCCACAAUUAGAAGAGAGAUGGCUUCAGAGAGAGAAACUCUGUUAGGACAACUGACAGUCUAUGUUAGACAGAUUAGUGAGGAUUUUAAUGCUCGUAUUGGAGGACGUGGUGGGAAAUCUAUACCAAAAGGCAAAAAUCUGCCAGAUAUUGUUAAUAACAUAAUAUAUGUUAGACAACUUGAAGCCAAGAUUGAAGAAACUAACUUAGUAGCUGAAAUGUUAUUAGGAGAUUUAACAGGAUUCCAGAAGUUUAGAAAGAGUGCCUCAGACCUGUCAGAAGAGUUACAAUCCUGGAGACGUGAUCAGUUUGAUGAAUGGUCCCGUGAUAUGCAAUCCAUGAUUGAUGACCCUAAACAACCUAUCAGCUUAGAGACAAAUGGUAGACUAAUGGAACUAAAUCAUAAAGAUGGUAAACUACGAGUCAACUAUAGUGAAAGACUAGUUACGUUGUUAAGGGAAGUUAGACAACUCUCAGCUAUAGGAUUUGCUGUUUCAGCUAAAAUACAACAUGUAGCUAAUGUCGGUCAGAAAUUUUAUCGACAUGGGGUGGUUCUUAAACAGGUGGCCCAUUUCUAUAACACUAUAGAUAAUCAGAUGAUAGCUAGCCAACAAGCUAUGAUGCUGGAUUCAGCCAUGGCUUUUGAAAAACUGGUGAAAAAUCCAAAAUCUGGUAAUAAAGCCAAAGGUGAUGAUGUACAAGUUACAUGGGAUAAUCCAGAAGAAUUAGAAAGUUAUAUUAAAAAGUUACAAGCUGCAGCCGACAGACUUACAACUGAAAACAGACGUCUUAGAAAAUCUCAUUUUGUUGUUUCUGAUAAGGUUCAACAACUGAUGGGUAUUGAUCUACUGAGACAUCAGUCUAAAUGGAAAGAUGGUUUAAUGGAAAUCAGACAACUGAUGGCUAAUCUUGUUCAACAAGGAUUUUCAGCUGAUAAUAUGAGACCAUGGAAACUACAUUGGGAUCAUCAGUUGUAUAAAGCCCUAGAACAUCAAUAUCAGAUGGGAUUAGAAGCUCUUAAUGAAAAUCUACCUGAGAUCAGAGUGGAACUUACAUACAGACAACAGAGACUACAAUUCCGUCCACCAUUUGAAGAAAUUAAAGCUAAAUAUUAUCGUGAAAUGAAGAAGUUUAUAUCUAUACCUAAUAAUUUUCGUGGUGUAACAGAAACCACAGGUAGUGUGAUCUACACAGCUAUUAUAGAUAGGAAUGCUGAAGGUUUUAUUACUUGUUAUAAGAAGGGAAAUCAACUAUUUGAUAGACUUGGUUCUGUUAUACAUCAAUUCAAGGACUGGAUUAUAUUAGGAUCUUUAGAUCUAGAUAAGUUUGUUGAAGAUAAUUUGACUGAUAUCCAUCAGUGGGAAAAGAAUUUUAAAGCUCUCAAAGUACGAGGAAGAGAUGCUGAAAAACUACCAAGUCAAAUCAAAGUAGAUUGUAUAACAGUAAAUACAACACCAGUUAAAGCUGUUAUUGAUGACCAUAUACAGAGAUUAUUUGAUGCUCUGUUAAACUCUCUACGUCGUUCUAUUGUAUCAGAAGUUGGUAGUAUUGAUACUUUCCUCAAUACAGCCAUGGAAACUCUGUCUAAACGACCACAGACAGUUGAAGAAAUUGGUGAAGCUAAUGCUAAACAUGCUGAAUUUAAUGCCACUAAAAAAGAGAUCCAACCAUUAUUUCAAAAAGCAGAAGCUAAGAAUAAGUUAUUACGAUCUGUAGCUGGUGGAGGUGUUGAAACUAUCAGUCAGUUACAGGGCCGCUGGGAUAAAUUUGAAUUAAUGAUGGAAUCACAUCAACUUAUGGUGAAAGAACAGGUUGAGGUGAUGAAGAAGAAUGUUGACUCUAGAGUUAAAACUUAUCAUCAAGACAUAGAGAAGUUUUCAGCUCGCUGGCAUCAGUUAAAACCUGGAGAUGAUGCUCUAGAUGGAGACAAAGCUAAAUGUGAUCAUGCUAUGAAUGUUAUUAAAGAAAAACGUGAAGAAUUUGCUGAAUUGGAAGCAACCAGAGCUACACUUCUUUCUGACUGUCAACAUUUUGGACUAGAAGAGCCUGAUUUUGGUGCUGUAGAAGAAUUAAGAAAUGAUAUUAAGAAUUAUGAAUCUAUGUGGGGACUGUAUGAAAACUUCAAUAAUGGAUUACAAGAAUUAGCAAAGGAAGACUGGAUCUCCUUUAGAUCUAAAGCCUAUCUAUUUGAAGAAUUUCUAGGAGGCUGGUAUGAAAAAUUGAAGAAUGAAGAAACAACAACAAUGACUGUUAAACUUCAUAAAGAUAUUGAAAAAUAUAAGACUGUGUUACCAGUAUUAAAAUGGGUACGAGGUGAACCUUUAUCACAAGAUCAUUGGUUAGAAUUGUUCCGUCUGUUACACAUGCCUAAAGGUACAACGUUAGAGAAAUUGAAUUUCGGACAGAUCAUAGCAGUCAGUGACCAAAUUAUUAUUAAUGCUGAUGCUUUAAAGGAAUUGAAUCAAAGAGCACAAGGGGAAGUAACUAUCAGAGAAGCUAUAAGAGAAUUGGAGUUGUGGGGAGCAGACGCCACAUUCUCUCUCACUGAAUAUGAAGACAGCAAUAAAAAUAACAUCAUGUUGAUUAAAGAUUGGAAGGACCUUGUAAAUCAGGUUGGAGACAAUCAAAGUUUGUUACAGUCAUUGAAAGAUUCACCAUAUUUUAAAAGUUUUGAAGAUAAGGCCUCAGUUUGGGAACAACGUUUGGCUGAUUUAGAUGAAUAUCUUCACAACCUGAAUCAAAUUCAACGUAAAUGGGUUUAUUUAGAACCUAUAUUUGGACGUGGAGCUCUACCUAAAGAACAGGGAAGAUUUAAACGUGUUGAUGAUGACUUUAGAUCUAUUAUGCAAGAUGUCCGACGUGAUACUAGAGUUCUAUCUCUAGUUAAUCAGUCAGGGCUACGUAAUUUAUUAUCUACCAUGUUAGAUCAGCUACAGAGAUGUCAAAAAUCACUUAAUGAAUUCUUAGAGGAAAAGCGAUCAUUAUUUCCACGAUUUUAUUUUAUUGGUGAUGAUGAUUUACUGGAGAUUUUGGGUCAGUCAACAAACCCCAAUGUUAUACAAACACAUCUGAAGAAAUUAUUUGCUGGGAUACAUAGUGUAGAGUUUGAUGAAGCUUCUGAACAUAUACUAGCUAUGAAAUCCUUAGAUGGUGAGGUUGUACCAUUGAUCAGAAAAAUUAAAAUUGUGCCAGAAGUCGAGAGUUGGCUUAGCAAGCUUGCAGAUGAGAUGAAGGAUACAUUAAAAGAAUUACUUUUGAACUGUCUGAAAGAUGCCAAGUCAAGUCGUGGUGGUCUGGAUCCCAACAAAUAUCCAUCACAGAUUCUGUGUCUGGCUGAAGCAAUCCGAUUUACCCAGAAUUGUGAAGAAGCCAUACAGAGUAAUAAUCUACGUGUUUAUCUACAAGAACUAGAAGGUCAACUUGAAUCCUAUACCAGUGUAGACAUGUCUGCAGGACAAGAUGUGGAGGCUAAAGUUUUAGAAUUAAAACUCAAGGCUCUGAUAUUAGAUACUAUACAUUCUAUUGAUGUUGUAAGAGAAUUAAUGACAGCUAAUAUUCGUAAAACUUCAGAAUGGCUGUGGAUGAAACAAUUGAGAGUUAACAUGAGAAAAGAUGGUGUAUGUGUAUUAAGAAUGGUAGAUGCUGAGUUUGAGUAUACCUAUGAAUAUCAAGGCAAUGCUCAGAAAUUAGUUCACACCCCACUUACAGACAAAUGUUACCUUACACUCACUCAAGGUAUGCAUAUGGGAUUAGGAGGUAAUCCUUAUGGACCAGCUGGUACUGGUAAAACAGAAUCAGUUAAAGCUAUGGGUGGUUUAUUUGGAAGACAAGUUUUGGUUUUUAACUGUGAUGAGGGAAUUGAUGUGAAGUCAAUGGGUCGAAUAUUUAUUGGUUUAGUAAAAUGUGGAGCCUGGGGAUGUUUUGAUGAAUUUAAUCGGCUUGAAGAAGCUGUAUUAUCAGCUGUUUCUAUGCAGAUUCAAGUCAUACAAGAUGCUAUUAAAAAUAAAGUCAGCAGAAUUGAUCUCCUUGGAAAAAAUAUUGAUAUCAACCAUAACUCUGGUAUAUUUAUAACAAUGAAUCCAGCUGGUAAAGGCUAUGGAGGAAGACAGAAGUUACCUGAUAAUUUAAAACAACUAUUUAGACCUGUGGCCAUGUCAAAACCAGAUAAUGAACAAAUUGCUGAAGUUAUUCUCUUCUCAGAAGGUUUUAAACAAGCUAAAAGUGUUGGCAGUAAACUGGUUGCUAUCUUUAACUUGUCAAGAGAGUUACUGACCCCUCAACAACAUUAUGAUUGGGGUUUGAGAGCUUUAAAAACAGUACUUCGAGGCUGUGGUAAUCUCUUACAGACUACAAAGAAAGCUUUGAAUGGAGUUGAUGGUAAGACAGAAGCCAAGUUAGUGGUACAAGCUUUACGUAUUAAUACACUAUCUAAACUAACAUUCUCUGAUGGUAUCAGGUUUGACUCAUUAUUACGUGAUGUGUUUCCUGGUAUUGAAUUUAAAGAUAUAGAAUAUGAAGAUCUAGCAGAAGCUAUGAGAGAAGUUUGUAAAGAGACCAAUCUUAGUAUCAAUGAGAAACAGAUAAAGAAAGCUCUAGAGUUAUAUGAACAGUUACGACAGAGAAUGGGUGUCGUGGUAGUUGGACCAUCAGGAUCAGGAAAGACAACUCUAUGGAGAAUGUUACGUCAGGCUUUGAAUAAGAGAGGUCAAGUUGUUAAACAAUAUGUAAUGAAUCCUAAAGCUAUGCCAAGAACUCAGUUAUUGGGUCAUAUUGAUAUGGAUACUAGAGAAUGGACUGAUGGUGUAUUGACAUACAGUGCUAGACAAGUUAUUAAAGAGCCACAAGAAGUACAGUCAUGGAUUGUAUGUGAUGGUGAUAUAGACCCUGAAUGGAUUGAAUCAUUAAACUCUGUAUUAGAUGAUAAUAGAUUAUUAACCAUGCCAUCUGGAGAAAGAAUACAGUUUGGACCCAAUGUUAACUUCCUGUUUGAAACACAUGAUUUAAGUUGUGCAUCACCAGCUACUAUUUCUAGAAUGGGAAUGAUAUUCUUGAGUGAUGAAGAUGUAGAUGUUAAAGCUCUAGUUAAAUCUUGGUUAAGUACUCAGCCAGAAUCAGAACAACAUUUAAUAUCAGGAUGGAUUGAAGACUAUUUCUAUAGAGCUCUAGAUUGGGUUUUAAAACAGAAUGAUUUUGUAGUAGAAACUAGUCUGGUUGGAUGUGUAUUAAAUGGGUUAUCCCACUUACAUAAUAUUAAAAAUAAAGCCCACUUUGCUAUCUGUUUAAUACAUGGAUUGGGAUCUAAUAUAUCAGAACAUCACAGGGAGAAAUUUGCUCAAGAGGUAUUUUCUUGGGUAGGUGAAGCACCACCAGAGAGUAGGCGACCACUAGAUGCUUAUUAUGAUGAAUCAGUUGGUCGCCUAAUGACUUACAGUACAGAGGUACCUGAAAACCUUACAGCAGAUCAUUUCACUAUAUCUUCAAACCUACCUGUUAUUCGUACAUCAGAUGUCCAGAGAAGUUUAGAUUAUUUUACACCCUGGUUAGAUCCUGAUAAUAAACAACCCUUUAUACUUGUUGGUCCUGAAGGCUGUGGAAAAGGAUUAUUAUUACGUCACAGUUUUGAACAUCUAAGAUCAACACAGAUAGCAGUUGUACAUUGUAGUGCUCAAACCAACCCCAGCCAUAUUCUACAGAAACUUAGUCAGACUUGUAUGGAGAUCAGUUCUAAUACUGGUCGUUUACUACGUCCUAAAGACUGUGAACGUUUAGUUCUAUAUCUGAAAGAUAUUAAUCUGCCAAAACCUGAUAAAUGGGGAACUUGUCAGAUGAUUUCAUUCUUGCAACAGGUAAUCAUCUAUAAUGGAUUCUACAGUUCUACAUUAGAAUGGGUUGGUUUAGAGAAUAUACAGAUAGUAGCUAGUAUGAAUGCUGUUACUACUCUAGGUCGACAUAAAUUAACUACUAGAUUUACUUCCAUAGUCAGAAUCUGUGUUGUAGGCUAUCCAGAUCAUGAACAGUUACAGACUAUCUAUUCAUCUUAUUUAAAACCUAUUCUACAUAAACAGUUAGCACACCAUCCUGUAUGGGGUAGUUCUUCUAAAAUUAAUACACUAGCUGGUACAAUGGUACAAUUUUAUGAACAGCUCCGAAGUAAAUUUACAGUUGAUGAUUAUGGUCAUUAUUUAUUUGCACCUCGAGAUUUAACAAGUUGGGUGUUAAAUCUUUUGAGAUAUGAUCUAAGUUCAGGAGCCAAUGAAAAUACAUGUGAUACAGUGUUACGAAUCUGGGCUUAUGAAGCACAGCGAUUAUUCCGUGAUAAAAUUGUGGGACUAGAAGGAAGAAAUAGGUUUGAUAAUAUGUUAAUGUCAGCAGUAAGAGCUGAUUGGUCAACUAAUAUCUUUGAUGAAUUAGCAAGUACCUUCUAUGUGACAUGGGGAGCUAGAACUGACAGUGGAGCACCUGCUGUGGCUGCUGGAGCACCAUUACCUAUAUUUGGUAAACCAUUAGGACUACUGUCUAGUGAUGAUCUGAAACAAGUCAUUGAGAAAGGCAUCAGGAUAUAUGGUCGUGAAAAUCGUGAACUUGAUCUGUUGAUAUUUAAAGAAGUGUUAGAGAAUAUGGCUAGAGUAGAUCGUGUAUUGACGAAACCAGGAGGAUCAUUAUUAAUGGCAGGACGUAGUGGUGUUGGUAGGCGUAGUGCUGUAGCUGUAGUAGCCAACAUGCAUCAGAUGGAAUUCUUCUCUCCUAAGACUUCAAGAGGUUAUGGAUUGAAACAGUUUAAAAAUGAUUUGAAAACUGUGAUGCAGUCCAGUGGAAUUGAUGGGAAUCAAGUUGUUAUGGUAUUAGAAGAUCAUCAGUUUGUAGAACCACAGUUUCUAGAGUUGAUAAACAGUCUACUGUCAGCAGGAGAAGUUCCAGGACUGUAUUCUCCUGAAGAAUUAGAACCAUUAUUAGCACCAUUGAGAGACAUGGCUUCCGAAGUUGGAUUCAGAGGAACUAUGGUGAAUUAUUUUGCUUCAAGAAUCAUGUCCAAUCUUCAUAUAGUACUAGUAAUGGAUAAUACUAAUACAUUGUUUACAUUGAACUGUGAGAGUAAUCCUGCCUUCUAUAAACAAUGUUCUGUACAGUGGAUGGAUGGAUGGAGUAGAGAGAGUAUGGUGAAGGUUCCUUACAUGCUGUUGACACGACCACCUAAGAUUGAAGGUGGCUCAAUUGGUGAACAGAAACAACGUCAACGUAAACUUUCUGGUGGAGAAGAAUUAUUGAAAUCUUUUCUUCACGUACAUGAAUCAUGUGAUCCUGUCAACUUAACACCCAGACGCUUUAUGGUAUUCUUAAAUACAUAUCAACAAGUAUAUAAUGAGAAAAAAUCUAGUAUCGAAAAACGACAACAUCAUUUGCAGGCUGGUGUCUCUAAAUUAAAUGAUGCCAAACAUCUAGUAGAUGAGUUAAAGAGUAAAGCAGCAGAACAAAGUAUACAGCUAGCUGAGAAACAACGUGAAGCUGAUAAAGCUCUUAGUGAGAUAACAGUCAGUAUGCAGAAUGCUGGAGAUCAGAAAAAUGAAAUGGAAGUAUUAAAACAACAAGCAGCAGAAGAGAAUAAAAAACUUGAAAAACGUAAAGUGGCUAUAGAUCAAGAACUAUCAGAGAUUGAACCAUUAGUUCAGGAGACUAGGAAAGCUGUAGGAAAUAUUAAAACAGAAUCAUUAUCUGAAAUCAGAUCACUAAGAGCUCCUCCUGAUGUUAUUAGAGAUAUUCUAGAAGGUGUUUUAAGAUUAAUGGGCAUCUUUGAUACAUCGUGGGUCAGCAUGAAAAGUUUCUUGGCUAAGAGGGGAGUAAAGGAAGAAAUCCAGACUUUUGAUGCAAGGAAGAUUAGUUCUGAAAUUAGAAAGAGUGUAGAAGAUUUACUGAGGAAAAAUGGUGCAUCAUUUGAUCCCAAGAAUGCUAGAAGAGCAUCAGUGGUAGCUGAACCAUUGGCAGCCUGGGUUAGAGCUAAUGUUAAAUAUUCCUAUGUCUUGGAGAAAAUAGAACCCUUAGAAUCAGAACAAGCCAUGUUGCGAAAGAAUUUAGAGAAAGCUGAAUCUAAAAUGGAGAGAUUAGGCAGAGAUUUAGAUGAAGUUGAUAAUAAAGUGGCUCAAUUGCGAGCUAGAUUUGAGAAUUUUACUAAAGAAGCUGCAGAAUUGAAGAUUAAAUUAGAUAAAGAAAAUGAAACUAUACAGGCAGCUGAAACUCUGGUUUCUAAAUUAGAUGUAGAAUAUGACAGAUGGAAUGCUCAGGUUGGAGAAUUAUCUAAUGAACUAAAUGCUUUACCAAAACUAGCUUUACUGGCUGCAGGUUUUAUAACCUACCUAUCUUCUGCACCAGAAGAUGUUCGUCGUAGUACUAUAAAAGGAUGGAUGGAUGCUAUUGGUGUGGAAUCAUUUGAGAUCAGAAGGUUUUUGAGUACUGAAAGUGAACAGUUGAUCUGGAAGAGUGAAGGCUUACCAUCAGAUGAGUUAUCUAUGGAGAAUGCUCUAGUCAUCUUACAGGUUAAUAAUUUGCCAGUUGGGAGCUCAUUACGGCCAUUUUUAGUAGAUCCUUCAUCAAGAGCAACAGAAUGGUUAAAAAAUCAUCUUAAAGACAGUCGACUAGAAGUUGUCAAUCAACAGGAUGCUAAUUUUAACACUGCUCUAGAAUUAGCUGUAAGAUUUGGUAAAACAUUGAUAAUACAAGAAAUAGAUCAGAUAGAACCUGUUCUUUAUCCUUUACUUAGAGGUGAUCUUACUGCUCAAGGUCCAAGAUUUGUUGUACAGAUUGGAGAGAAGACUAUAGAUUAUAAUGAAGAGUUCCGAUUAUUUCUAACAACUCGUAAUCCAAGUCCCGAAAUCCCACCAGAUGCAGCAUCUGUUAUAACUGAAGUUAAUUUUACUACAACUAGAGCUGGUCUAACUGGUCAAUUAUUGGCUGUAACAAUACAACAUGAAAAACCAGAAUUAGAAGUGAAGAAAACAGACUUAUUGAAACAAGAAGAGGACUUGAAAAUUAAACUGGCCAAACUUGAAGAUUCUCUAUUAGAGGAACUGGCCAAUGCUAAAGGAAAUAUUCUAGAGAAUAAAGAAUUAUUAGAUUCUCUCAAUAUGACUAAAGCUAGUAGUAUCACUAUAUCAGACUCUUUAACAGAAUCAGUCAGACUUCAAUCUUCAUUAGAUCAGGAAAGAAAUACGUAUCUGCCACUAGCUGAGAAUGGUAGCUGUUUGUAUUUUGUUAUUUCCGAUUUAGCUAAGAUAAACAAUAUGUAUAGAUUCAGUCUAGCUUCUUUCCUUAGAAUCUUUCAAAGAGCACUACAUACACAACAUGAUGGAAGUGGAACUGAAAUGAGAAUAAAGAAUCUAUCUUAUCGUCUACAGCUUAUGAUCUAUGAAUAUGUUUGUCAAUCAUUAUUUAAAGCAGAUAGAUUGAUGUUUGCUAUGCACAUGGUACAUGGCAUGAAACCAAAUAUGUUUGCUGAAAAUGAAUGGGAAGCAUUUACAGGAAUUUUAGUAGCAGAUGUGAAGGCCGAAGGAGGUAGACCUAAUUGGGUGGAUGAAGAAAGAGGACAGGCUGUGGCAGCUUUUAAGACUAACUUCCCUCAGUUAUAUAAUCAGAUGAAUCUAGAUGACGGAUCAACAUGGUCUAAUUUUGCUAGGAGUAGUCAAUGUGAAUUAGAAUUUCCAUCCUCUAUAGAGAAACGUAUUACACCAUUUCAACAAGUUUUAUUAAUACAAGCAGUAAGACCUGACAGAUUACAGACAGCUAUGAGUCAUUUUGCUUGUAGUUUAUUGGAAAUGAAGGAACUGUCUCUACCAACAGUUAAUUUAAAGAAAUUAUAUCAAGAAUCAAUAUCAACUGAACCUAUAUUAGUUAUUAUAUCACCUGGUGUAGAUCCUUCACAAGAAUUACAGGAACUAGCAGUAGAAACAGUUGGUAUGGAUAGAUAUCAUCAGGUUGCUAUGGGUCAAGGACAGAGUGAAGUAGCUAUGCAGUUAUUACAUGAAUGUGCUGUAAAAGGGGAAUGGCUGUGUUUGAAGAAUAUUCAUCUUGUAACAGCCUGGUUACAAACACUGGAAAAGGAACUAAACUCUCUGAAGCCACAUGAUGAUUUCCGAUUGUGGUUAACAACAGAAGUUCAUCCUAGAUUCCCUACUAUAUUACUACAGUCCAGUCAUAAAGUAACUUAUGAGGCUCCACCUGGUGUGAAGAAGAAUCUAUUGAGAUCUUAUGAAACAUGGACACCAGAAUAUAUUAGUCGUGGAGGUAGUGUCAUUAGAUCUCAGGCAUUGUUUGCUCUGACUUGGUUCCAUGCUGUGGUACAGGAGAGAAGAAUGUAUAUCCCACAGGGCUGGACCAAGUUUUAUGAAUUUUCUCUAUCAGAUUUGAGAGCUGGUGCCAAUAUAAUAGAUAGACUAUGUUCUGGUGCAGGUCACGAUGUCCAAUGGCAGUUUAUUCAUGGAUUAUUUGAGUUUGCUAUAUAUGGUGGUCGUGUUGAUAAUCCAUUUGAUAUGAGAGUUAUGGUAUCUUAUUUAAAACAGUUCUUUGAUGCCUCAGUUCUGUCCUCACAAGGAAAGAGUAAGAGAGUUGGUCCACUAAAGAUUCCAAGUUCUACUAGUUAUAAGGAUUAUAUAGAAGCUAUUGAAGCUCUACCAGAAUUUGAUAAACCAUCUUAUUUUGGACUUCCUGAGAAUAUUGAAAGAUCAGCUCAACGUAUCAUCAGUUCAGCAGUCAUUUCACAACUACGUAUAUUACAACGUGCUGAUGUUAAAGCUAGUAAAUUUGAUAAAGAGGUCUGGGCUAAUGAACUAGGACCAAUAUUAAAUCUGUGGAAGAAACUCAAUCAGGGUUCUAAUUUAAUUCAACAGAAGUUAACGCCACCUAGUGAUAAAACUGGUAAACAGUCACCAAUAGUAUCAUUCAUAUUGUUAGAAAGAUAUAAUUCUAUACGUCUAGUACAAACUGUUCAUACUUCACUAUCAGGAUUGAGUAAAGUUAUACGUGGUUCUCAGUUACUAACAAGUGACACACAGAAUCUAGCUGCUGCUCUUCUUAAUCAAGAGACACCAAUAAGUUGGUUGAAGAGUUGGGAUGGUCCUGAAGAUCCUGUACAAUAUUUAAGAGGACUGGUAAACCGAGCUCAGUCCAUGCAGAGCUGGGUAGAGCGUGCAGAGGGAGGUUCAUUAUUACGUGAUACUUUAGAUUUAUCUGAACUGUUCCAUCCUGAUACAUUCCUUAAUGCUCUAAGACAACAGACAGCUCGAGAAAUAGGAUGUUCUAUGGAUAGUUUAAAGUUUGCCUGUAGUUGGAAGGGAAGUAUACAAGGUGCUAACUAUUCUAUCAAGUUAGGUGGAUUACAGUUAGAGGGAUGUAGUUUUGAUGGAUCAAGGAUGUCUGAGAACCAACGUGAUUCACCUAGUGUAUCAGCUAUACCAUCUUGUCAAGUUGCUUGGAUACCAGCUGAAUUACCUGAUCCCUACAGUGUAGAUGAUACCAUGUCAAUACCAAUAUACUACAGUAGUACCAGAGAUCAUAUAGUAGCUAAAUUAGAUCUACCUUGUGGUGGAAAUCAAUCAACAUGGUUACAGUGUGGAGCAGCUCUAUUCCUUAAAAAUCAAUAACUUAUUAGCUUCAAUGUUUAGUUUAGAUUCAUCCUUUUUUUGUAAUUGUGGAUUUGUUUAUUCAAUUUUCUUAUGUUUUCUCAAAUGUUAACUAUUUUAUCAUUGAUUUGUAUAGAUACACCCAUGCUCUAAUGGAUAUACUUCUAUUCUUAUGGAUACACAUAUGCCCUUAUUUGUUAUAAAUAAACCUAUUGUAAUAUGGAUAUGCUCAUGCUUCGGUUAAAUCAAAUCUCAAGGAGUCUAUGCCUGUAAUAUAUAUGAAUUCCCUUGCUCAUAUCAAUUAAAAUACAACUGUAAGCCAAGUAUAAAUUUCACUUUUAGGCAAAAACCCUAACUAAUUUUGUAAUUAGAAGUUUUAGCUAAGUUUAAAUACAAUAUCUCACAUUUGUCCCAUCCUAUGUUGGAAAUCCAAUCAACUUUUCAAACUUGUGAAUUUAAUCCGUCCAAGAAAUAUUUUUUUUCAAUACUUUUAUUAUAAAUUAUUUUUGAUGUUGAUAAUUUAUUUAUUUCUGUGAUAAAAUAUUUAUUAGCUGUU